Molecule: messenger RNA, 4294 nt
Organism: Scophthalmus maximus (turbot)
Lineage: Eukaryota; Metazoa; Chordata; Actinopteri; Pleuronectiformes; Scophthalmidae
Product: retinal guanylyl cyclase 1-like
Exons: 25
Coding region: 153-3326 (1057 amino acids)
Biological process (GO): protein phosphorylation; receptor guanylyl cyclase signaling pathway; intracellular signal transduction
Molecular function (GO): peptide receptor activity; ATP binding; protein kinase activity
Source: RefSeq, a predicted model, not a curated record
GUCAGGAACUUUCAGACUGACCUGAUGAGAGCUGAGGGAAUGAGCUUCAAUGCUCCCCAUCCUAUCUCCUGAAGGAAACACUGGACCGAGGAGAAAAUGUCCCACGAUUUGUCUUUUUGGACACAUGAAGCUCUGAGACCAAGGUUUUCAGGAUGCGGCGUCCUCGGUGGUUGCUAUGGGUGUGUGUGUGGUUGCUGAGCAUUGCGGAGGUUUGGACGGCGACCUUCAAGCUGGCUCUGGUUGGUCCGUGGUCAUGUGACCCCAUGUUCUCCCGGGCAAUGCCGACGGCAGCGGCCAACAUGGCGUUGUCGCGGUUACGGAGCGACGGUAGUCUGAGCAAAGGCUAUUGGUACGAUGUGAAACUACUGGACGAGGACUGCCUCGCCUCCAAAGCUCUGACAGAACUCGGGGAGAUGGAGGGUUAUGGCCAUGCCUACAUUGGCCCCUUUAACCCCGCCCUCUGUCACGCCGCGUCCUUAUUGACUCAGCACUGGGAGGCGGGGCUCGCCUCUCCGGGCUGUCUCGAUGCCAAUUGGCCGAACCUGCCGCCCAUCACUCCUCCCAGCAGAGUCCUGUUCACCGUGCUCAGGUUUUUCCGAUGGGCGCACGUCGGCAUCAUCACAGCUCCAUCCAACCUAUGGGAGAGCACUGGACAGGAAGUGGCCUCGGCGCUCCGGGCUAUGGGCCUGCCAAUUGGCCCGGUGGUUACCAUGGAAACAAGGCACAAAGUCGCGGCUCAGGAAGCGCUGGGAGCAAUCAGAGAGGCUGACAAGGUCAAAGUGGUGAUCAUGUGCAUGAGCUCUGUCCUGAUUGGUGGGGAGGAGCAGAGAGAACUCCUAUUGGCUGCUCUGGAGAUGGGGAUGGUUUCUGAUGGUUAUGUGUUCAUACCGUACGAUGCUCUACUGUACGCCAUGCCGUACCAGGACAUGGCGUUCCCUCAGCUGACCAACAACACACAGCUGCGUCACGCCUACAGCGCCGUCCUCACCGUUACCAUGGCUUCGGACCAGAGUUUCUACGAAGCUUUUCGUAAGGCUCAAAUCAGCCGAGAGAUCCGGUCUGUUGUCGCAGCAACAGAGGUGUCCCCAGUCUUUGGGACCAUCUUUAACAUGGUGUACUUCGUCGCCAAGGCCGUGGAGGAGCGUCGUCAGGCAGGAGGCGGGCGCUGGGUGAUGGGGGAACAGCUUGUCCAAUCAAAUGGAGGCUUUGAUUUCCAGGGUUUCAAUCAGGUGUUGUACGGCGGUAAAGAGGGGCGUGGCCUGCAGGCCAGGUACGUGGUGUUGGACAGCGAUGGCGACCGACUCGUGCCAACACACUCGCUGGCGCCAACGCACACGGACGGGACGGUCGGAGGGCUGAAGCCGCUGGGCCGCUCGUUCACCUUCCCCGGAGGAAAACCCCCCCAAAGCAGCUUCUGUUGGUUCAGUCCAGAGGAGGCCUGCAGUGGGGGUGUCGACACAGUGACGAUGUUCUUCAUCUUUCUGUUGCUCUGCGCUCUGAUUGGAGCAUUUUUCUACUGGAUCAGGAAGUACAGGAGAACAGCGAGCGUCACCAAGGUGAUGCUGACUCUGGAUGACAUCGUGUUCAUCGACACUCAAGUCAGCAAGAAGAAACUGAACGACGAGUCGAUCAUGAGGAGUCUUCUGGAGAUCAAAACUCCGUUUCGCUCGAUCGCUCGGAGUUACAUCCUGACGACGCCCGAGAGCUCCAACAUCGGAAUACUGGAGGGCGACUGGGUUUGGAUGAAAAAGAUCCACGUCGGAAAUGCGACGACGUCCGUCAAACAGAACACCCAGAGUCUGUUCAGCCACCUGCGGGAGAUGCGACACGAGAACCUGAACCUGUACCUGGGUCUGUUCCUGGACUCGGGGAUCUUCGCGCUGGUCGUCGAACACUGUCCCCGGGGAAGUCUGGCCGACCUGCUCGCCGACGGCGACAUGCGCCUGGACUGGAUGUUCAAGUCGUCGCUGCUCAUGGACCUCAUCAAGGGGAUGAAGUAUCUUCACCUACGAGGCUUGAGUCACGGUCGACUGAAGUCUACCAACUGUUUAGUCGACGGGCGGUUUGUCCUGAAAGUCACUGACUACGGCCUUCCCAUGAUCCUUCACUCUGAGAGCCUCGACCCUCCUGUGGACCCCCAGGAGUUGCUGUGGACAGCUCCGGAGCUUUUGAGGAACCCCGUCCGAGGAGGUUCGAUCGCAGGCGACGUCUUCAGUUUCUCCAUCAUCAUACAGGAAGUGAUCUCACGGUCGCUGCCGUACGCCAUGAUGGACAUGCCCGCCCACGAGAUCGUGGAGCGCCUGAAAAGCCCCCCGCCGCUCUGCAGACCGGUCGUUUCACUGGACGAAGCUCCGGCCGAGUGCCUCGGUCUGAUGACCCAAUGUUGGAACGAAGAUCCGAACAAGAGGCCGAGCUUCGACGACAUCUUCAAGCAGUUUCCGGGCAUCAACAGGGGGAAGAGGGCGAACAUCAUCGACUCCAUGCUGCGGAUGUUGGAGCAGUACAGCUCCAACCUGGAGGAUCUGAUCAGAGAGCGAACGGACGAACUGGAAGUCGAGAGGAACAAGACGGAGAAACUGAUUGGACAGCUCCUGCCCAAGUCCGUGGCUCAGGCUCUGAAGAAAGGGAAGCCAGUCCGACCUGAACAUUAUAGCGACUGCACUCUGUACUUCAGCGACAUUGUUGGAUUUACAACCAUCUCGGCCCUCAGCGAGCCCAUUGAGGUGGUUGACCUGCUGAACGACCUCUACACCAUGUUUGACGCCAUCAUUGCCAGCCAUGACGUCUACAAGGUAGAAACGAUCGGCGACGCCUACAUGGUGGCGUCGGGCGUUCCCAACAGGAACGGACACCAACACGCGGCUGAGGUGGCCAACAUGUCCCUGGACAUCCUGCACUCGAUCGGACACUUUAAGAUCAAGCACAUGCCCGAGAUUAAAGUGAAGAUACGCAUCGGACUGCACUCAGGUCCGUUGGUCGCAGGCGUGGUCGGUCUCAUGAUGCCCAGGUACUGUCUGUUCGGAGACACGGUGACCAUGGCGUCGAUAAUGGAAGCCUCCGGACUGCCCUACAGGAUCCACAUCAGUCUGAACACGGUGAAGGUCCUGACCAGCCUCAAACUGGGAUACCACUUCGACACCAGGAAGGCCCAGGUGAAAGGCACAGAGGACACGUAUUGGCUGAUGGGUCGAGACGGUUUCACUAAACCUCUUCCCGUUCCUCCGGACCUGUUGGGAGGGGCCAGUAACCAUGGCAUCAGUCUCGAUGAGAUUCCAGUUGAGAGGCGACAAAAGUUUCUGGACCGACAGAAGAAGAAUAAGAAAUGAUGCCAACACAUACACACACGCACACGCUCUCUCUCUCUACCUCAAGGACUUUUUUAUCAUUGGUCAGUGACACGAGUGACACCCUUCGCUCUGAUCGGUCACGUCAUCAGGCUUAUGUUGAACCAGUGUUUUCUGUGCCUCCUGUGGGUCCGAUGCGUCACAGUGGAAAGGAGAUAAAAAAAAAAGGGACAGAGCUCCGUCGCUGUCAAACAUGUCGUGAAAAUGUUCUUGCGUGGCUCGUCCCGACUCCCCAGGGCCCAAGGGGCAGGAAAGCCUGGAGCUGCUAACUUUAACUUUUAAUAGCUGAGUACAGUAGGAGUUAGCCAGCUAGUUGCUUUUAGCACACGCACGCACACAGCAUCAUAAAUUAAUCAGCAUCAUGGCUGCGGGGGGCCCCACAGAGACUGCUCAUGUAUAGGGCCCAGGAUUUGGUGCUACACCCCUGCGCGGGUCUAUAGAGUUCGGACGACCCACAGAGCCACAGUGGACACUCUCAUGGGGAGCACAUGACGACAUGCUGUACAGUACUGAACAGUCAGGAAGACUUUGACGCACCAUGGUUCACGCCCCCGACUGGACUGCUGGAGACUAAAUCAAUGAAUGGACACGGACCCUUUGACGAUCCACUUCUGAUGAUCAGUCGCUUGUUCAUCAGUGGGCUCUGACAGCACCUUUUGGUCACUGAAGGUGAUAAAAUAUGAAAUCCCUUUAUUCCCAUAUUUUUAUUUCCGAAGACAAAAAUUUUGGACGUUUAACCCGAUAAUCGCUGAAAUUUACACAAAACAAUUUAAUUACCUGUACAGUUAUUAUUGGUCUAAUGUUUAAAGUAUGAAUUAAAAGAAAUGUGCACAUUUAGGAUCCAAGGAAAUGUGUAAUAAUUUUUGUUUGUGUCUCUGGCUCUGUCCCUUUGAUUUAUUCAUAUAUCCUGAUGUUGUUUCUGUCAUGUGGCCAGUUAAUCAAUAAAAUGU